UUAUUUACACGUACUUUUCUCGUAGUUUCUCCAGUGCUUAGUUAGUACAAACUUGUAAAGUACGUUUGUUAAUAACAUGUUGAUAGCAAUUUCAAAUUCGUUACAAAUUGAGCGCAGUAUUUCAAGACGCGAUACAUACAAUUAUUAAACACACCUUAAAUGACGACACGCUAGGAACUCUCGAGGUUUAUUAGCCUAUCAAAUGUAAUUUUGAACUCUAACGCCUCGGAUUAAUAUUCCUAAAAAAUCAGGCAUCCAACUCGAAGACUUCCAUGUCCGACGUACCGAAGGAAAGAUCUAUUUCAUUAUAAACACAAUUGUCUGCUAAAUAUCUUCAUUAUUUUAUUGAAAAAUUAGAGCUUACUACACAAGCUGAACAGUGUUAAGUUUUAUCGGAAUCAUAUUCGAUAUCCUAUAUAAUUAAAAUAAUGGCUGUAUCUUCGGAAGAUGUAAUGAGUCAAAGUCUCGAUGAUCCUGUGACCAAAGCGGUAGUAGAUAAUAUAAUGGGUAAUUUACCUACAAAGAAACCUUUUGUUCGUUGCAACGAUUGUGAUCUCUCAUUUACAAGUCAAACAGUAUUAGAUACACAUUUACAAGGUGCUCGUCAUGCAAAACAGAUUAGAUCCAAAAACAUAAUGGCAUCACUUGAAGAAACAAAAAUAGCAUUUACAAAAGAUGAAGAAACAAAUGGACUGAAAUGCAAUGUGUGUAAUGUGUGUCUAAAUUCUAUACAACAGCUUCAGACACAUUUAAAUGGAACCCGGCAUAAAAAGAAAGCCAUGAGAGGUGGGUGGGGUGGCAAAGAAGUUGGCAGUUCAAUGACGUCAACUCCCAUGAAUGUCCAGGAGAACUCUACAUCUAAGGGUGUAUCGCUUUCAUGCAACAUGUGCAACAAGAUCUUCAAUUCCCCAGCACAAUAUAAUGUGAAAGUACCAAUGCCCCGGGUAAUUGGCUGCCCCUAAACCGGCCCUGGAGAGAGCAGGAUGGAAAGAGAGAGCCGUACAACAAAGAUGGCGGUCGAGAGGCGUCGGUGGUGGAGGCACGAGGUAGGAGGUAGAGGACGAAGAAGCGACAGAGUAGGAAGAGAAGCGCAGAAAAGAGGACGGGACGACGGGGUGCUGAGUAGUGAUGGGAACAAUACCGAAUCAAUACUAUCGAUACCAUAACGACAUUGGUCAGUCCUUGUGUUUAAAACAAAUAAUAUGUUUACAAGCUGAAUCAAGCUUCUGCUAUAAAUAUUAAUUUUGUGCCUUUAUAUUCGAUCAUUUAUAACCUUAGGUUAAAUCCAAAUACUUAUUCGCCAUUUUGUUACGUUAAAGUACCAAUUUUCUCGAUUUUAUCUCCACUACAAUGAAUUUAUAUGAAACUUGCAUAAUCUAAGUAUUAACCUGAUAACACAACUUAUGAACAUGUAUAAAAUUUUACUUAUUAUUCUUCUUCUAACAGAUUACAAAUGUACUUGAUAAUUAUAAUAAUUGUAGAAGAAAAACAAUAAGAAAAAUUUUGUGGUUACUAAAAUUCGUAUAGAUGCAUUGUAAUGGCUACCAAGUUGAUACUUAGGUUAUGUGAAUAGAGACAUUGAAUAGAAGGUUGGAACUUUAAUCUUUAAUGCAUCAAAAUGACGAGUAAGUAAAUCUGUUUAAAUUAAAGUUAUAAGUGAAUAUAAAGGCACAAAAUUAAUUUCUACACCGAAUAAAUAUUUGAAUAUUUUAUAUUUCUAUUAAAUCUAAAUUUAUCUUGU
This is a messenger RNA of Hylaeus anthracinus, 1741 nucleotides long. Its product is annotated as zinc finger protein 385B-like. Lineage: Eukaryota; Metazoa; Arthropoda; Insecta; Hymenoptera; Colletidae. The transcript is spliced from 6 exons. The record is from RefSeq and is a predicted model, not a curated record. Gene Ontology annotation, molecular function: zinc ion binding; nucleic acid binding. The coding region runs from base 429 to 962 and encodes 177 amino acids.